UCCUCUGUCAAAGUGGAGCUCAGUCCAGUGAGGCCAUUGUUUCGAGUGGGAGAGAGACAGCAGCUCACAUGUCGAAUGAAGUUUCAACAUGGUUCCAGAUCAAGUUACUCUGACUGUUCUCCUGCAUCUCAUCCUUUGCUGCACAGCAGAUUCCUCUGUCAAAGUGGAGCUCAGUCCAGCGACGCCACUGUUUCGAGUGGGAGACAGACAGCAGCUCACAUGUCGAAUGAGUAAGUGCUCUGAGAAAAUGACUUUCUCCUGGAGUAGUCUGGAGGACAAGCCCCUGUAUGCUGAAACCCAGACGUCCUUGAAUGAAUCAACUCUGGUCUUCAAGAGUGUUAAUAAAAAUCAUGAAAAUAGAAUCCAGUGCAAGACAACUUGCCAGGGAGUGCCCAAGCAAGCUGCAGUGAGAGUCCGAGUAUACUCUUUUCCAAAAGAUCCAGUCAUCUCUGGACAUGACAGCUUGGUGUUAGGGAAGGAGAACACCCUGACCUGUGAGGUUUCAGAUGUUUAUCCAGCAGAACACAUGACAGUGAACUGGCUGAAGGGGGAUGAAGUGGUCAGCACACAGGAUGGAGUAUAUGGCAUUAAAUCCAUUCAGUCCAAAUACACUUUUACACCAGAAAUCAACAACACGGGACAGACAAUAAGAUGUCAAGCCACACUCAGUCUUGAUGGCUUGCCACUGGAGGAGAGAACCAGAGAGACCACCGUGUCCAUGACUGUCCUUUGUCCUCCUGUGAACACUGUGGUCUCUGUGUCCCCUAAUAAUCCAAAAGAAAAUGAGUUUAUGAACAUCUCCUGUGUGAGUGACAGCAAUCUAACAAACAGUCUGGUGCUGAGCAAAGUGCUGGAUGGAAAGGAGACAGAGCUGGAGUCUGGUGAUGGGCCUCGAGUCUCUGUUACUUACCACAAAGCCAACUUCAGUCACUCAGGUGUCUACGUGUGCAAAACAACAAACGCCUGUGGGACACAGACAGACAAUGUCACCGUUACUGUUGGAAUUCAUCCCCUGGAAGUAUCCCUGCAGCCAGACAUGAGCUUCAUCCCAGUAGAGCGAGGUUCCUCUAUGAUGCUGUCCUGUAAUAGUUCAGGCUGUCCUCAUGCUCAGAUAACAUGGCAAAAUGUGACACAUCAACCACUUCUCAACUGGACUGAGACUCAGGCAUUCAUAUCCCAGCUAGGCCCAUGGACCGUAGGUCUGGAGGAUAACCGAACGUUCAUUUGUGAAGUUGAAUGUGGCUCUGUCGUGAAGACCAAACGCACAGAGCUGAAGGUUUUUUCCUUUCCCUCAGAACCGAUCAUUGAAAGUUCUGGACCUUUUCUGGAAGGUAAAGUGACCAACCUGACCUGUACAGUUCGUGGAGUCUUCCCAGUUGACUGUUUUCAUAUGCAGUGGCUGGAUGGAGAGCUUGAGCUGCACUCAGUGCGUGGGAAUUUCUCAAACAAGCUGCAGAACCUUAGCUUGACUAUCCCCUUCAAACCUAAGGACAGUGACCAAAAUAAGACAUUUACCUGCAAGGUAUCACUGAAGAUGGGGGUUGUAUCAACACAGAAGACAGCAUCUACCACACUGGCAGUGCAUUAUCCACCCAAGCAUACCACCAUUAACGUGAGACCCCAGACGAAACUGAAUGAAGGGGAGACUGUGACCAUCUCCUGUCAGACCAAGAGUUCUCCAGAGGGAUAUGUGACUUUAAAAAGGGUGCAGAAUGGAGAAGAGACUAAAUUGGUUUCCAGUAAUGGGACCCAAACCUCUUUUACCAUCUCCUUUACUAAUAUGUCACACUCUGGUAUCUAUGUGUGUGAGGCCACUAACAAAUAUGGCCAUCAAAGAGAGAACGUCCAGAUUACUGUGCAAGCACCUCCAAGGAAUGUCACUGUGACCGUAUACCCAUCAAAGGAGGUGCAAGAGGGUGGAACUGUCACAAUCUGCUGCCAGUCAGUCAGCUUCCCACCAUCUGACAUCACCUUAAGGAAACUGGACAGUGGAAAUGACAUCUACUCUUCUAAUGGUACCUUCCUGCUGGUCAACCUCACUUCCAAUGACUCGGGUCUGUACCAGGUCAAUGCCACCAAUGCCCUGGGUUCUGAGACUGAGAUUUUCACAAUUAAUGUAAUGAGUAAGAAGAAUGAUGAUAGCAAUAUUUACUCAGUCCUGUUACGAAAACUUAAUUCCAUUGACUUUAUAAUUCCAGUAAUUGGCCUGGGAGUUCUGGCCUCAGUAGCCAGCUCCCUGGACUGUAUAAGGAGAGCAAAAAAGAAGGGUUUCUAUGAGCUGACUGAUGGCAUACAAGAAACUGUGUAGACUGCAUGGACAAAAACUUAAAGUGAGUCUCCUGCACUGAACUGAAGCUGAGUCUGCUGAACCUAAUCAGACUCACAUUCUGCUGAACUGAAUCAGACACUGUUGAACUGAAUCAGACACUGUUGAACUGAAUCACACUUAAACCCUGUUCAACUGAAACAGGCUCUGCUCAACUGAAUUACUGAUUGGUGAACUGAUUCACAUUCUGAAUAAAUGAAUCAGACUGUAAAUGAAUCACACUCUGCUGGACUGAACUGCACUCCACUCAAUGGAAUCACGCUGUACUGAGCUGAAUCACACUCCACUAAACAAACUCUGGUAAACUGAGUUGCACUCUGCUGAACUGAAUCACAUUCGGCUGAACUGAUUCACACUUUGCUGAACAGAAACACACCUCACUAAGCACACUCUGUUAAAAUGAAACAGAGUCUGAUGAACUGAAUCGUACUCCGGUGAACUGAAUUACACUCUUUUAAACUAAAUCUCAAACUGUUGAACUGAAUCACACUUCACUAAACAGAUUCUGUACUAACUAAACUGUACUUGAGUGAACCGAAUAACAUGCUGCUGAACUGAAUCACACUUCACUAAAAUGAAUCACAAUGCUGUAGAGACAAUACAGAACUAAAUACUGAACUUGUAGCAGUUCUCUCUGUGUGUGUGUGUGUGUGUGUGUGUGUGUGUGUGUGUGUGUGCGUGUGCGUGCGUGUGUGUGUGUGUGUACACAUGGCCAGAGAACAUGAUGUAUAUAUUAUUAAGCAAAAAUUGUGUUCUUGUUUUAAGCAGCAUUCUCAUGUAUAACACAGUCCUUCCAGCAAGUGAAUGUAUCAUUUGGUAAAAUAGUUGCCCAAGCUGAGCUGAGAGUGAUAUGCAUGAGUACAGUGUGCAUGUGGCAUACUGUACCUUAAUGUUACUUUUAAACACUUUCUGUUCUGUUGCAUUUGGCUCGGGUUUAGAGAGGACUUCUUAUCCCUCUGAUGAUAUCUCACUGAUAUCAGAAUUGUUGUAUACUAUUUAAAGGAGAAGUAUAUGUCUGUUUUGUGAUUGUUUCCACUCUUUGUGAAAAUUCAUGAUUAAUUUUGAAAAUGCCUUUAAUAAAAGUUUAUUAUUUAAGAA
Messenger RNA from Ictalurus punctatus (channel catfish), 3424 nucleotides. It is a transcript of the gene vcam1b, whose product is annotated as vascular cell adhesion molecule 1b. The record is from RefSeq and is a predicted model, not a curated record. Gene Ontology annotation, molecular function: integrin binding. The coding region runs from base 89 to 2308 and encodes 739 amino acids. The transcript has 9 exons. Gene Ontology annotation, biological process: cell-cell adhesion. Gene Ontology annotation, cellular component: membrane. Lineage: Eukaryota; Metazoa; Chordata; Actinopteri; Siluriformes; Ictaluridae.